Molecule: messenger RNA, 2488 nt
Organism: Geodia barretti
Lineage: Eukaryota; Metazoa; Porifera; Demospongiae; Tetractinellida; Geodiidae
Source: the annotation of a GenBank genome assembly
CCCCACAGUGGAGUCAGUGAUUGUCACUGUUGUGGUAUGUGGCAGGUCGUUGGAAGGAGAUAGCAGAGGGUCUGGAGUUUGAUGAGGAUCUGAUUGAUGAGAUAGACACCAACAACGACAUGAAUGAGGGCUGUCUGCACCACUGUGUGGAGAUCUGGGUCACCAACCUACAGCCAUCCUGGGAGAAACUCUCUCAUGUACUGAAGGAACUGGGGGAGGAGGAACUGGCCCGUCAGGUCUUGAAUAAAGGCCAGAAUGAUGCUGCUAAUGAUCAGGUGGUUUCAUAUCAGGAUAAUACCAGGGAUGGUGGUGAGAUGGUUCUCAAAGUUCGGCAGCGCCAUAUCACCAACAAGAAAAGGAAUGAAGGAUCCAACGUGAUGACGUAUUUGGGACAAUGUGCCAGACCAGCAGCUCCUUUUCCACAAGAUGUAAAAGACCUGGAAAAGAAUAAUCCUGAUAGUGGAAUGGUAGAGCCUAGCUCACAGGAGCUGAAAGGAGGGACCACACCUGAACUGUGGUCAACUGACAGUGGGGGCGGCAAGGAAAUGUUAGCAGGGGAGGGAGGGAGUGAUGGAGAAGGGGAAGUGGCAGGUGGUGAGGGCCAAACUGGGGGAAUUGUGAAUGGACAUCAGGAGGGAGGAGUUGGUGGGGGAAAGCCGUCUCGGGGCAGUGACAGUAAAGUUGUGACUGGGGUAGAGGAGACAGUGUUCUACACAUACGAUAGCGAGGCUGGGAGCAGAAAAGGAGAGAAUGUGGUGCCACCAGAUGAUUGUUCAAGUGAUGUGCAGUAUGACAGAUCAACCUUUACUGUUAUCGAGGAGAGCCCUAUCAUUAGUUGCUCUGACAAGGAAGAGAGUGGGAUUAUCAAGCCAUGCACAGUUGUUCCUUUAAUGGUCUCCAGCUCAGAGGAAGAAAAAUGUCAGGAUUCAACGCAAUCAACUGUUUUAUGUAUAAUGCACUACAUUUUCAAUUUUCCCCUGGGAAAUGAAGCCCUUAUAUACCUAUACAUGUGCCCUUUCCCUGGAUGCAAAUCCAAUCAAAAGCCAAGUUUUUGUGUUUGCACGCAGAUGUUUCAAUGCCCACCCAACAAGAGUUUCAUCUGGAAUAUUUUAUGCCCUACAGCAUGUUUUGCAUACCCUACUUUGGCAGUAUAUCAAGUAACGUGCAAAGAAGUUUAUCCAGUGAACAUUGUGGAAGAUAAUGCAGACUUUGGUGAAAUCGUGACUGGUGUACAGGGAGGUGAAGACUGUCAUCCUCAGUUCAUCUGCCCUCAGAUUUCACAUCCUUACUCUGACAUCAGUUCCCAGGCUAGAGGAAGGGGGAUUUUCACAGGAGAGGUCAAAGCCCCUAAACAGAAUGUUGAUGGGUUUUAUGGAACGGAGAGUUACAGAGAAGUGGACAAUUGCAGAGACAUAAAUGAUGACUGUUGUGAUGAGCCAGUAUUUGAGAGCAUGGAAUGCAUGGAUAGUUUUGCCGGGAAGCCACUAUACCCUUUGUUCACAUAUGGGUUUUCUGAAGAAGGGGUAAUGGUGACUGGAGUCAUGAAUGACAUCCCUAGUGAGGAACCAACCCCACAUUUACCAGAGUCCCCGAAUCAACCUCUACCAGCAGUGGCCAGAUCUUUUUUUCCUUGGAUUCGUCCCAGCUUCUUUUACCUGAGAAAAGCCAUCAAGAGGACAGAAAAACUUUUUGAGCCUCUCAUGAACAGAAUCUUCCGACCCCUGAAACGGCCAGGGUACCCCUUCCCAUCCCUGGAUCUACCUCUGAAGACCAGCUCUCAGCAGCCGCAGGGGCAGGGGAGCAGCAGUCUUCCCACACCAGCUAGAGUGCUUCCAGCAUGGCUCAGGGAAUUGAUGGCAGCCAAGCAAACCAACUGGCCGGACCCUCCAGAAAACUACCACAAGAUCGUGAAGUGGAUGUACGCUGGAGUGGGGUUCAAUGGACCUGGAAAACUGAUGAACUUUGGAAGCUCACCCAUUGUAGGGUGAGCUUUCUUCAGCAGCCUUGGCUGCUGGAUUUUGCUGUUAUGAAGGAGCCUCUCCUGAUGUCAGUUAUCAUUUAAAAAAAGGUGUCUUGCUGCCUCAGCUAUUAUGUUACUUGUUUUGUGACAAGUGCAUUUUUCACAAUGCAUUUCAUUUAUAUUUUUAUUGCCAGUAAAUUGGAUUUUGCUCCACGAGACCACAGCAGCACGUACGCCUACAUACACAUGCACUCAUGUGUUGUUCUUUAUUGGUGUAGGUCCCUCCUUUUUCAUGACACUACGUCCUUUUUGGUAUACACUAAUGACAUUAUUGAGGGAUUAUUAGUGUAACACCUUAGAUAAGACAAACCAGACAGAAUUGUAGAACUUAACCCUGGGCUAAGCUUUAUGUGCUAAUAUACCAUUGUCCCACUGAUUCACCAUGUCCAUCUUAAGUACUACUGUACUUAGUGAUAUUAUAUAGCACGCGUGGAGACACGGGUUGUAACUAUAUCUAAGACUACUACU